Messenger RNA from Cannabis sativa, 3138 nucleotides. RefSeq names its product putative E3 ubiquitin-protein ligase RF298. The transcript has 3 exons. The record is from RefSeq and is a predicted model, not a curated record. Bases 65 to 2923 code for a protein of 952 amino acids. NCBI's taxonomy places the organism in Eukaryota, Viridiplantae, Streptophyta, Magnoliopsida, Rosales, Cannabaceae.
AUUCUUUUUUUUCUCACUUACCAAACAAUACAAUACAUUGUCUAGAUUGAACUAAAGACAAAAAAUGGGAGACCAAAGCAAAAAUAAUACAUCACAAUUUCACACCCACAUGACUCCCAAACUCACUCCUACAUCCCUUCCUCAACGCAAUAACCAGGAUUGGUCGCCGCCGGUCGACGAGGCUUCCUCCACUGCACCCACAUCUCCUCCUUCAUCUACUACUCAAGAUUCUUCUGUUCAUACUGAAAUGACUUCAAUGGUUGCUAAGGCAGGUAGUUGUAGCGGCCAAGUAUCUUCACCAGUAGCUGUUCAAGAAAAGGGAAGUAGGAAUAAGAGGAAAUUUCGGGCCGAUCCACCUUUUGGUGGCACACAUAAGAUUGUCUCUUUACCUCAAAGUGAAUGUUCAGCUUAUGAAUUCUCUGCUGACAAAUUUGAAAUUGCCCCAGGUCAUGAGCAAUCUGGUGUCUGUGACUAUUGUAGUUCCAAUCUAGAGCAAUCUGAUAAUUUAAAACUUGACCUUGGCUUGUCUAGUAACGUUAGUUCAUCUGAAGUUGGGCUUAGCCAACCUAGUGAGGAAUUAGAGGUAGAUGAAUGUGAAGAUGCUGGUUGGAAUGAUCUUACGGAAGCCCAGCUUGAAGAACUUGUUUUGAGUAAUUUGGACACUACCUUUAGGACUGCAAUAAUAAAAGUUAUGACUUGCGGCUACACUGAGGAAGUUGCUAGAAAGGCAGUCUUAAGGUCUGGCCAUUGUUAUGGGAGUAAAGACACGGUUUCAAAUAUAGUGGAUAAUACUUUAGCAUUUCUUAAAGGUGGACAAGAGAAUGAUCCUUCAAGGGAGCAUUGUUUUGACAGCCUACAACAGCUGGAGAAGUAUGUAUUGGCAGAAUUGAUCUGUGUUCUUCAAGAGGUUCGGCCUUUUUUCAGCACUGGGGAUGCAAUGUGGUGCUUGUUAAUCUGCGAUAUGAAUGUGUCUCAUGCUUGUGCAAUGGAUGGUGAUCCCUCGUAUACUUCUGGUAAUGAUGAUGCUCCAAGUGGGAGUUCAUCUACUUUAAACCAACCUCAACUUAAAGUGGAAUGUAAAAGUUCAGAAUUGCAUCUUUGUUCGCAUAGUUGUCAAUCUGAGGCACCUGCUGUAGCUUCAGUACCCAGCAUAACAAAGCCAAAGGCUUCCCUUGGAUGUGGUAGAUUGGUUUCGAAGGAGGGAAAGAAUUCCAUUUCUGAUUCUAUGGAUAAAUCUUUCAGUGCUACUGGAACAUCUCAAUCUACCGCGUCAGAGGAGAAGCUUGGAAGCAGUAGAAGGGUCCAUUCUGAAAGUAGCAAGAGAGAAUACAUGCUUCGGCAGAAGUCACUUCACCUGGACAAAGGUUUCAGGACUUAUGGAAAAGGGACUUCAAGGUCAGGUAAGUAUAGUGGUUUGGGUGGUUUAAUGUUGGAUAAGAAACCAAAAUCUAUGUCAGAUUCUACUGCUGUAAAUUUAAAGCAUGCUUCCUCAAAGAUAAGCAAGGCUAUGGGAGUUGAUGUGCCUCAAGAUAAUGGGAACAAUAAGACUUCUGUCAAUGCUGCAACCUCUUUCCCAGUAGCAUCAAGCCUGGAUACCGAUAAUGCAUGUUCAAUUUCUGUCCCUAAGAAGGAUAAUAGUCAGUCAACGUUACCUGCAGUCAGUAGUGUAACAGCAGUACCUGUGGUCGACACAGAAGUGUCAUUACCUGCAUCAGAUACUCACCAUGCUUUAUCAGCUGCCGAUACUGAGCUUUCUCUAUCACUUUCUACAAAAAAUAACUCUGCUGCUAUUCCAACCCAUUGUACUGCCGAGGCAUCAAAUUCUAGUUAUGCUGGAAUACCAUAUGAUAAGUCUUUGGGGCAAUGGGUUCCUCGUGAUAAAAAGGAUGAAAUGGUUCUGAAGUUGGUACCAAGGAUAAGGGAAUUGCAAAAUCUGAUGCAAGUGUGGACAGAAUGGGCAAAUCAAAAGGUUAUGCAGGCUGCCCGUAGGUUGGGUAUGGAAAAAGAGGAACUUAAGAUCCUAAGGCAGGAGAAAGAAGAAGUGGAGCGCCUAAAGAAAGAGAAGCAAACUCUAGAGGAAAACACCAUGAAGAAGCUUUCUGAGAUGGAGUUUGCUUUGAGCAAAGCUAGUGGUCAAGUUGAACGAGCUAAUUCUGCUGUUCGGAAGCUUGAUGAAGAGAAUGCAGCACUGAGGCAGGAAAUGGAAGCUGCAGAACAACGUGCUGCAACGUCUGCUGCAAGCUGUGAGGAAGCAUCAAAGAGGGAGAAGAAAACGUCAGUGGAGUUUCAGUCAUGGGAAAAGCAUAAGACCUUUCUGCAGGAAGAAUUAACAAUGGAGAAGCACAAGCUAUCGAAGAUGAUCCAGGAGCUAGAGCAGGCAAAGUAUAGGCAUGAACAACUUGAGGCUAGAUGGCAACAAGAGAAGAAAUUAAAGGAGGAACUAUCUAUGCAGUCAAGUUCAGUGAGAAAAGAUAGAGAGCAACUAGAGGUUUCAGCAAAAUCAUCGGAGAACAUGAUGAAAUUUAAAGCAGAAAACAAUCUAAAGAAGAACAAAGAUGAUAUUCAGAAGCUCGAAAAAGAAAUCUCUCAACUCAGACUGAAAAUUGAGUCUCCAAAAAUUGCUGCGCUCCGAAGGGGGAAUGAUGGAAGCAAUGGUCGCAAGCUGGCAGAUGUCAAAAGUGACCAGUAUCAAAAUCAAGCAGCUGCAAAGAUGAAUGACCACUCGGAGACAGGCAGUGUAAAACGCGAAAGAGAGUGUGUUAUGUGCCUCUCAGAGGAAAUCUCUGUAGUAUUCCUUCCAUGUGCUCACCAAGUGGUUUGCACAAAGUGCAAUGAGCUCCAUGAGAAACAGGGUAUGAAAGAUUGUCCUUCUUGUAGGAGCCCCAUACAGAGGCGUAUUUCAGUACGUUAUUCUCGCUCUUAAUUUUUUUAAUUUUUUAUUUCAUUUUUGUUCUGGAAUUUGAUUUGAGUGGUUUUGAAUAAAACAUUGUGAGACUCCAUAUGAAAAUUGGAUAAUCCAUUUGAGUUCCAAAUUGGUCUCUUCAGUUCACAACAUAUGAUGUUGAAGGUACCUAUAAAAACAGUUUUGUUGACUCAUUUAAAAUGAGUCUAAGAUAUAAUAUUGUAAAUUUUAAAGAA